Molecule: messenger RNA, 2236 nt
Organism: Sipha flava (yellow sugarcane aphid)
Lineage: Eukaryota; Metazoa; Arthropoda; Insecta; Hemiptera; Aphididae
Gene: Syp
Product: heterogeneous nuclear ribonucleoprotein Q
Exons: 12
Coding region: 548-2146 (532 amino acids)
Cellular component (GO): ribonucleoprotein complex; nucleus
Molecular function (GO): mRNA binding
Source: RefSeq, a predicted model, not a curated record
GGAUUGUUGUUUUUUUCUGUUUAUUUUUUUUCCCGCACACGGUUCUCCCGCAGCGGCAGCGUCACUUUGCCGAAUUUGACCAAUUUAACCCUUUUCGCUUGUAUUCUGUCUGCUACCGUGUUCGCUUUCGUCGCCGUCGUUGUCUUCGCUACCGUCAUUGCUCGCACGUACGCGAGCAACACCAUCCGUCGCUCCCUCCUUCACCGCGAUACUAGUAUACGGUCCGGACGAUAACGACAUUUUCUUCGAACCGCCGCCCCGUACACACGACACCGGGCACACGCCAACGACAUCACCGCUUCGGCUAAAUUGACACGGACGCCGGCAUCGACCCCUCUAACAUUCACGCGAACACACUUUUUUUUCUUUAUAUAUCAUUGACUUCAUUUAUAUACAUCUCGUACCGGUCGCCUGUCUCCGUUGCCGGAUAUGUUAGAAAAACUGUAUCAAAUCACAAAUUGCAUCUGACGCUCUGCGUGUGCUAAACGUUUUGCUGCAACAACUGUGCAUUACACCUCCACAAGAGUCGCCGUAUUAUUUCUCAGUUAUGGAAGUUAACACUGAAAUCAAUAAAAACGCUGACGAAUCGCAAACCACCACUCAGAAGUCUGAAGAUCACAAAAAACUACUUGAAUAUGGUAUUCAUGAAUUGGUUGCUGACAGGCUAGAUGAGAUUUAUAAGAGUGGUAAACUAGCACAUUCAGAUUUGGAUACUCGAGCAUUAGAUGCUUUAAAAGAAUUUCCAGUAGAUGCCGCUAUAGGAGUUCUGUCUCAAUUUCUUGAUAGCAAUUUAUUACAUGUAUCUAAUAAAUCUGCAUAUUUAUGUGGAGUUAUGAAAACUUAUAGGCAAAAAACAAGAAUAACACCUCAAGAACCAUUUGCUCAACCACCCAAAGGACCAGAAUUUGAUAAAGUCAAGGAAAUAUUAAAUCGAACUAAUUAUAAGUUUGAUGUAACAACUGGGCAACGGAAAUAUGGCCCUCCACCUGACUGGACUGAUCCCAAACCAACUGCUGGUUGUGAAGUCUUUUGUGGGAAAUUACCAAAUACUGUGUUUGAAGAUGAAUUAAUUCCUUUAUUUGAGAAGUGUGGUAAGAUCUAUGAUCUGCGUUUGAUGAUGGACCCACUUUCUGGUACCAAUCGUGGAUAUGCUUUUGUUACAUAUACUACUAAGGAAGAAGCUGAAAAAGCUACUAUAGAACUCGAUGGUUAUGAAAUUAAGCCUGGCAAAAUUAUUAAAGUGAAUAUUAGUGUACCUAAUCUUCGUCUCUUUAUUGGAAACAUUCCUAAAUCAAAAGGGAAAGAAGAUAUAAUGGAAGAAUUUGGCAAAAUAACAAGUGGACUUACCGAAGUCAUUAUUUACAGUUCUCCUGAUGAUCGUCGGAAAAACCGUGGAUUUUGUUUUCUAGAAUAUGAUUCUCAUAAAGCAGCCUCAGUAGCAAAAAGACGCUUAAGUGCUCCAAACUAUAAAGUGUGGGGUUGUGAUAUAAUUGUUGAUUGGGCAGAUCCUCAAGAAGAACCUGAUGAUGAAACUAUGUCAAAAGUUAAAGUAUUGUAUGUUAGAAAUUUAACACAAGAAGUGACUGAAAAUCGUCUAAAAGAAACUUUUGAAGCUUAUGGUUCUGUUGAAAGAGUAAAAAAAAUUAAAGAUUAUGCUUUCAUUCAUUUCAAUGAUAGAGGUUGUGCUCUUAAGGCUUUAGAAGAACUUAAUGGUAGUAAUUUAGAUGGAGCUACUUUGGAAGUAUCACUAGCUAAACCUCCUUCAGAUAAAAAGAAAAAAGAAGAAAUUUUAAGAGCUAGAGAACGUCGUAUGUUUACUAAUAUGCAAGGACGUGCUUUUGGGUUGAUACCUCAACCAAUAUCAUUAAUGGGUGCUCCAAGACCAGGAUAUCGUGCUGCUUCGAAUAAUUUACGUAUGGCUGGCCUAGGUGAUUUUGAUUGGCAAUGGGGAUUUAAUUCAUGGAUGUGGCCUGCAGGUCGAUGGGAUGCUGGAGCUACCGGUUCUUGGGGAUCAGCACCAACAGGAAAUAGACAAUGGCAUGGAGUUACACCGAACAAUCGUUCAUGGGGAAAUGGCAGUAGUGGCCGAGUUGGCGCAGCUGGAAAUAGUAGCGGCGCUUCAAACCAUGGGAAGUUUACAAGAUAAACAAGGCGAAAAGAGGUCUGACAAAAGUCUCCAGAAAGAGGGGGGUCUGCGCAAUCGGACCUGCAACAGCUUCAGGUGUAAGGCAUCGGC